This is a messenger RNA of Rhizopus microsporus ATCC 52813, 526 nucleotides long. RefSeq lists its product as uncharacterized. NCBI's taxonomy places the organism in Eukaryota, Fungi, Mucoromycota, Mucoromycetes, Mucorales, Rhizopodaceae. The record is from RefSeq and is a predicted model, not a curated record. Bases 34 to 336 code for a protein of 100 amino acids. Gene Ontology annotation, molecular function: microtubule binding. The transcript is spliced from 4 exons. Gene Ontology annotation, biological process: cytoplasmic microtubule organization.
CUUUUUCUCUGUCUCUCUUUAUAAAAUAAAUCAAUGGUUUGCAAAAAGUGUGAAAAGAAGUUAAUUGCAGUGGCUGCACCAGACACAUGGAAAGAAGGAUCAAAUAACGCCGUUGCUGGAUCUUCUGGAAGAAAAAUCAAUCAAAACAAGUUGUUAUCAAAAUCUGCAAAAGCAAAUCGUUUUAAUCCUUUAGAGGGCAAGUGUAAAUUAUGUAAAAACAGAGUUCAUCAGACCAAAGCAAAUUAUUGUCAAGAUUGUGCAUAUAAAAAGGGUAUUUGUGCCAUUUGUGGAAAGCAAGUAUUGGAUACCACUAAUUACAAACAGUCUUCAAAGUAAAAAAAAAGAUAUACACAGCAUCACCCAUUAUUACUCUCUAUCGCACCUUCAUUAUUGUUCAAUUUGCUCAAUUUAGAUUUAAUUAAGCUUUUCUUGUUCUUCAGUCAUGGUCAAUCUACCAUUCAAUCUACUUUAAAAAACACAUUUUUUAUACAAUAAAAUAACAAUUAUGCGUCAUCAAAAGUUCCAC